UGCUGUGCAGGCCAAGGGCAGGCGAGAACAAUGGCUACCCAGUCUGAUUUGAUGGAGUUGGACAUGGCGAUGGGAGACAGUAAGGCUGCAGUGAGCCAAUGGCAGCAGCAGUCUUACCUGGACUCGGGCAUUCAGUCCGGAGUCACCACCACAGCCCCGUCUUUGAGCGGGAAAGGGAACCCCGACGUCGAAGAGGAUGAUCCGACUUUGUACGACUGGGAGUUCAACCAGCCUUUCACUCCUGAGACAGCAGACGUGGAAGGCUACGCCAUGACCCGCGCCCAGCGUGUUCGUGCGGCCAUGUUCCCCGAAACCUUGGAGGAAGGCAUCCAAAUUCCGCCAACUCAACUGGAUGCGGCUCACCCCACCGCGGUGCAGCGCCUGGCCGAACCUUCUCAAAUGCUGAAGCACGCCGUGGUCAACCUAAUAAACUACCAAGAUGACGCCGAGCUAGCCACUCGCGCUAUUCCCGAGCUGACCAAACUGCUUAACGACGAGGACCAGGUGGUAGUGAACAAGGCGGCAGUGAUGGUCCACCAGUUGUCUAAGAAGGAAGCCUCUCGCCACGCGCUGAUGCGUUCGCCGCAGAUGGUUUCGGCCGUGGUUCGAGCCAUGCAAAAUACCGGCGACGUGGAAACCGCUCGCUGCUCUGCCGGAACUUUGCACAACCUCUCCCACCACAGAGAGGGGCUUCUCGCUAUCUUCAAGUCCGGGGGGAUCCCCGCUCUGGUUAAAAUGCUGGGCUCACCAGUGGACAGCGUGUUGUUCUACGCCAUCACCACGCUCCACAACCUCCUGCUGCAUCAGGAAGGAGCCAAGAUGGCCGUCCGCCUGGCCGGAGGGCUGCAGAAGAUGGUGGCGCUUUUGGCCAACACCAAUGUCAAGUUCCUGGCCAUCACAACAGACUGUCUGCAGAUUCUUGCUUAUGGAAAUCAGGAAAGCAAGUUGAUUAUUCUGGCCAGCGGUGGUCCACAAGCCCUCGUCAACAUCAUGAGAACCUUCACGUAUGAGAAACUGUUAUGGACCACGAGCAGAGUCCUCAAAGUCUUGUCCGUUUGCUCCAGUAACAAACCUGCGAUAGUCGAAGCUGGAGGCAUGCAAGCAUUAGGACUUCACCUGACUGACCCCAGCCAACGUUUGGUCCAGAACUGCCUCUGGACUCUGAGAAACCUUUCAGACGCUGCCACUAAGCAGGAGGGAAUGGAAGGCCUGCUGGGGACGCUGGUCCAGCUGCUCGGAAGCGACGACAUCAACGUCGUGACUUGCGCUGCUGGCAUUCUCUCCAAUCUGACCUGCAACAACUACAGUAACAAACUCAUGGUUUGCCAGGUAGGAGGUAUCGAGGCUCUGGUGAGGACUGUACUGAGAGCGGGCGACAGAGAGGACAUUACCGAACCCGCCGUUUGCGCCCUGCGCCACCUCACCUCCCGCCACCAGGACGCCGAGAUGGCCCAGAACGCCGUUCGUUUGCAUUACGGUCUCCCCGUGGUGGUCAAACUGCUGCACCCGCCGUCUCACUGGCCGCUCAUCAAAGCCACGGUGGGGCUGAUCCGCAACCUGGCCCUCUGCCCGGCCAACCACAGCGCCCUUCGGGAGCAGGGGGCCAUCCCGCGACUUGUCCAGUUGCUGGUCAGGGCUCAUCAGGACACCCAGAGGCGCACUAGCAUGGGAGGCAACCAGCAACAGUUUGUGGAAGGUGUCCGCAUGGAGGAAAUAGUGGAAGGCUGCACAGGUGCGCUUCACAUCCUGGCGAGGGACGUCCACAACAGAAUUGUCAUCCGAGGACUUAACACCAUUCCACUUUUUGUUCAGUUGCUGUAUUCUCCCGUGGAAAACAUUCAGCGUGUAGCCGCCGGCGUGUUGUGCGAGCUAGCCCAAGACAAGGAAGCGGCCGAAGCCAUCGAAGCCGAGGGCGCCACCGCGCCGCUCACAGAGCUUCUCCACUCUCGCAACGAGGGCGUCGCUACGUACGCUGCCGCCGUAUUGUUCCGCAUGUCCGAAGACAAGCCACAAGACUACAAAAAACGUCUAUCGGUGGAGCUUACCAGUUCUUUGUUCAGAACCGAACCGCUGGCCUGGAACGAGACUGGUGAGCUUGGACUGGAUAUUGGGGCUCAGGCGGACCCGCUAGCUUAUAGGCAAGAUGACGGAACAUACCGGGCCUACCCCGCCGCAGGCUACGGACAAGACACUCUACUGGACCCCAUGAUGGAAGGGGCCGACUACCACGCGGACGCGCUGCCCGAUCUGGGCCAUCACGCCGACCCGCUUCCGGAUCUCGGUCACAGCCAGGACCUGAUGGACAGCAACCAGCUGGCCUGGUUUGACACCGACCUGUAG
Nerophis lumbriciformis (worm pipefish) is the source of this 2340-nucleotide messenger RNA. Lineage: Eukaryota; Metazoa; Chordata; Actinopteri; Syngnathiformes; Syngnathidae. The record is from RefSeq and is a predicted model, not a curated record.